This is a messenger RNA of Zingiber officinale, 678 nucleotides long. RefSeq names its product 60S ribosomal protein L30-like. The coding region runs from base 111 to 449 and encodes 112 amino acids. The record is from RefSeq and is a predicted model, not a curated record. Gene Ontology annotation, cellular component: cytosolic large ribosomal subunit. Lineage: Eukaryota; Viridiplantae; Streptophyta; Magnoliopsida; Zingiberales; Zingiberaceae. Gene Ontology annotation, molecular function: structural constituent of ribosome; RNA binding. The transcript is spliced from 5 exons.
CACGUCUAUAAAUUCACUCAGAAACCCUAGCCCUAGCGAGCUUGCGCCGCAGAAGAGGCCAUUCUAUCUCCCGUCUGGUCUUCGACGCUGCACGCGGAUCUCCUUCUGCAAUGGCGCCCGUCAAGAAAUCGAAGAAGAAUGCCGAGAACAUCAACAGUAGGCUCGCUCUUGUGAUGAAGAGCGGGAAGUACACCCUCGGCUACAAAACGGUCCUCCGAACACUUCGGAUCUCUAAAGCAAAGUUGAUUAUCAUUGCAAACAACUGCCCACCACUCCGUAAGUCUGAAAUCGAGUACUAUGCAAUGUUGGCGAAGGUUGGAGUUCAUCAUUUCAGUGGAAAUAAUGUUGACCUUGGAACAGCAUGUGGAAAAUAUUUCCGAGUUUGCUGCCUCAGCAUCAUCGAUCCUGGCGACUCUGAUAUCAUCAAGAGCAUCCCUGGGGAUCAGUGAGACAUGCAAACGGACAGUUUUCCUAGUUCAAGGUCCAUAGGAUUUGGGACAAAAUUACAUCUUUUUUCUUAGUGGACAAUUUCCUGUUGGUUUUUCAUCUUGAGUUAUCUAGUUUGUGGCCAUCAACUCAAAUCUCUUGACGUAAAAUGCGUUUGAAUAUCUUGCAUUUCUUACGAUUUUCAAAUAUUCCUUAAUUAUAAGAUAAAGAUGCUUCAGCUGCUUGGUUUUA